AAUAAAUGCCAUGGAUAAUGGAAAGAAAAUCCUUUAUUUUCAACAUUUUACACCAGCUUUCAUUAGGUCUGGAUCCAUGUACACAACAAACUAGACUUUUUUUUCUUCUUUCCCCUUUUCUCUCCCUUCUCUCUUGCAUUUGCUUACCUUCUCCGACGCGGUGAUUUUUUGGUCGGAAGCCUUUGAGCUUCCGACGUUUUGAUGCUUGAGCCGUUGGGGGAUCCCCGACCGCUCAAGCAUGCUGGAGCCGGCCUGUGCUCCAUCCUCCGAUGACCCUUCGGGGUCUGUCGGUUUAUGGGUCCCUUUCCGAUCCGGCGGCUUUCUGUCUUCUCCGGCGGAUCUGAGGUGGCGCGCACGAGGGCUUUCAGAUCUACGCCCACUGCGGCUCUCUGCUGGUUCCGAGGGUCUUCCGCCGCCAGAUCGGGUGACCGCACGGCAUCCUGGAGCCUGAUGCUAUUUCUUCAAGGGUAGAUUGAAGGGUGUCCCAUAUGGAUCGGUCGACCGAAGGCCGUGGUAUUUCCGGGGCGUUCGUGGUUGUUCGAGUGCUGAGUGCACCCCCUUCAGGCCUCUGGAU
This is a messenger RNA of Rubroshorea leprosula, 574 nucleotides long. The record is from the annotation of a GenBank genome assembly. NCBI's taxonomy places the organism in Eukaryota, Viridiplantae, Streptophyta, Magnoliopsida, Malvales, Dipterocarpaceae.